Molecule: messenger RNA, 2534 nt
Organism: Motacilla alba alba
Lineage: Eukaryota; Metazoa; Chordata; Aves; Passeriformes; Motacillidae
Gene: DYNLT3
Product: dynein light chain Tctex-type 3
Exons: 5
Coding region: 90-440 (116 amino acids)
Biological process (GO): microtubule-based movement
Cellular component (GO): cytoplasm; cytoplasmic dynein complex; kinetochore
Molecular function (GO): dynein intermediate chain binding
Source: RefSeq, a predicted model, not a curated record
GCCCGGCCCGGCCCUGCCGGUGGAGGCGGAGCCGCGCAGGACUCGCCGCUGCCGCCGCUGCCGGAACGGCUGCCGCCCGCGCCGGGGCCAUGGAGGAGUUCCACCCCCACAACGAUGAGAUGAUCUUCAAUGCUGAUGAGGCCCACAACAUAGUUAAGGAGUGCAUAGAAAAUGUUUUAGGCAAGGCAGAUUAUAAUCACAACAAAGUCAACCAAUGGACUGCUGCUAUAGUAGAACAGUCACUGACCCAUCUGGUGAAACUUGGGAAAACCUAUAAGUACAUUGUUACCUGUGCAGUGAUGCAGAGGAGUGGAGCUGGUCUUCACACAGCAAGCUCAUGCUUCUGGGAUACCACAACUGAUGGAACCUGCACAGUGAGAUGGGAAAACCGAACCAUGAACUGCAUUGUCAAUGUGUUUGCUGUUGCUAUUAUCCUGUAGCUGACUGGAAGAGAAACAGAAGCAACACCGAAGCCUUUAAAAAAAUAAAUCGUCCUAACCCAUGGCUUAAUAUUUCAAACCAUUAUUUGUUUCUGUAUGAGCAGCAUACAGAAGUUCUCUACAGAGAGCAUACAGUCUAAGCCAGUUCUCAAAGAUUAGUUAUCUGAAAGCUAGCAAAGAAAUUUAAUAUAUAUAUAUAUAUAUAAAAUAUCUAUCUAUCUGAAGAGAAAAUUUUAAUAAUUUAAAUAUUUAGAAGUAUGUUAAUGAGAAGUUGCCACAAAGAUCAGUAGAAUUUAUGUCAAAGCUAAUAUCAAAGAUAUUUUAUUCCAGAGGAACAAAACACAUCAGAGGAAAUGUCAAAGGGCAAGCAAGACCUCUCAGGAUUAUGGUGCCUUUGGGAACAAAUUACGAACACAAUUCAGAGUGAAAAUACUAUAAACAAUACAGGUUUUCCAUGCUUGGUUAAACAAAGCAAACUCUCCCUUGGGAUGCAGGUGCUUGUGAAAUUGCAUGAGCAUCGCUUCGCUUUUUGGUCAAGCACGAAUGUUUACAUGGACACUAAACCCAGGUAAGCUUUCCCCCUGGAGGCAGAGGAGGACUUUGGUGACAGAGGUGAAAUAUACACAGUGCUAGCAGAAUCCGACUUUGCCUUCAAAUGAAGAGCAUCAUAUUUGUUAGCAAUUCAUAAUCUAGAAAUCUGAAAAAAUUCUGAAGGUACUUAAAAUUGAUUUUAUUCCAUAUUACAGAAUUUGUGACAAGCACUUUAUUGAUUCCUCAUGCAGUAGCUGGGAGCCAGGGCAAUAUUACUGCACCAAACUCCAGGUAGGAUUAAAGGGAUCAGUGGGAAGGCACACACAUUUCUAGAGGCUCUUGUUAGCUUUGAAAGCAUUUAUCAAAGUAACAUAUCUGUUCUUUAUAAGAGUUUUCCUAUGUUCUCUAAGUCUAUAAUUGGAUCUUAGAGUUAAGUUUUCAGCACUAAGAAUUCCCCUCCUUUAAAGAUUUAUGCAAGUUCUUAACUUUACUCAUCUGAUGAGUCUUAACUUGAAAUAUUCCACGUGGAAGAAAAGCAUUUGCACACCUGCAAGUAUUUGCUGGAUUGGGGCCUACAUUUUUGUUGAUAAAUGCACAAAUUAUAUGAUAAAGAGAUGUAUCAAUACCAAAAAUGCCUAAAUGAUUGCUGCCACUAAGUGGCAGCUGCAUUAAGUUGUUUUCUCAGAUGCUGCUUAAGGAUAGAAUUUUUUGUUUAUACUGUAUGUCUUUGAAAGAGACUGGUAACAGCCUAAGAGUACUGUAGGGCUGUUUUGAAUUUUAAGAAAUGAAUAUUAAGCACUAUUAUCCAUUUUUGUUUGGUUUGGGUUGUUUUUCAGAUAACUGACUAUUAGGGUAUAAAACAAGAGUCCUGUGCAAAGAGCAAGCUCAAGAAUAUUUUACUGCUUAAAUUGUGUAUAUGUGUAGCUGGUGUGACACUACAGAAAGAGCCCUGUGUAUGUGUAGUUUACAAUAAUGUUCAAAGUAUCUUGCUUUGCAGACAAAUAAAAUUCUGCUUUUACCGAAGUGCAAGUAAAAUUAAUACUGUAAUGCUGCAUUUGCCAAAGGCAAGUGUUGUGUGAAAAUGUGUGUGUAUGUUGUACUGACCUUCAAAUGUAGAUGAAUAAUUAAGCAUUAUUUGGGUUAGGAUAGAAAUUUCUGAAUUAGUUUCCAGUAUCCAAGAGCCAAAUUGUGGAAUUAACAAAAAUACAUUAGUUUCACUCAUAUUUGGGAUUGUGCAAUGUGAAAAGAUAUGUGUGGCAGCAGCUAGAGAAAGGUUUGGUAUGAUCAGUAUGGUUAAAGAAGUGGGUGAGUAAAAACAGUGGUGGCUGUUGUGCCCCUGUCAUGGGUAUUGAGGUGCAAUGAUCAGAAGAAAUAUUCCACAGAGCUACUUGUAAUUUCAUUUGCUAUUUUAGCUUUACUUGAAAACCAGGUGCACUGAAUAAGACUAUCAGUUUAGUGAGGCUUGGGGAAGGUCCUGCAGAAGAACCCUAGGAAAUACUGCUUAAUUAUAUGACUGUUUAAUAUUUCUUUCUACCAAAAAAAUCAAGUUUUGCCUUAGUUGUA